This is a messenger RNA of Schistosoma margrebowiei, 1730 nucleotides long. NCBI's taxonomy places the organism in Eukaryota, Metazoa, Platyhelminthes, Trematoda, Strigeidida, Schistosomatidae. The record is from the annotation of a GenBank genome assembly.
AUGAAAUCAUUAAUUAAUUAUCCAUCGGAUUGUUUAAAAUCAUUAACAAAUGAAGAAAUUAUGGUAUAUAAUUUUCGUGCAUAUAUAUCACCUUUACUUGCAUUUAUUGGUAUACCAGCAAAUAUUUUUGUAAUUAUUAUAUUUAAUUUAUUAGAAAAACAACAAACAUGUCGAUUUAAUUUAUAUGCAAUAUGGAUGGCAUUAGCACAUUUAAUACAAUUAAUUGUAAAUACAUUAAUUGAUGAUUUUUUAGGUCGUGGUUUAAAAUGGGCAACUAAUUGUUAUAUUUGGUAUCAAGUUGAUUCAUAUUCAUCAUUUACAUGUAAAUUAUUAACAUAUUUAUCUGAUGUAUCUGCAUUAAUUGCAUCAUUUAUACUUAUGUUAUUUAGUAUAGAUCGUGUAUGUUCAAUAUAUUGUGCUAAACAAAUUGAACAAAUAUUAGAUUUACGUAUAGCUAAAUUAUGUAUAUUUAUAAUUUAUAUAAUUUGUUUUCUAUUAAAUAUACCACAUUUAAUUUAUGCUGAUUUAAAAGAUGAUUCAAUAGAAAAAUCUAAUUGUCAAUAUAUUGAUCCAAUAGCUGGUGGAGUAAAAUAUGUAUUAUAUUUAUAUAUUAUUGGUGUUACAAUAUUACCGGCUAUUUUAAUUUUUAUAAUGAAUAUUUUAAUAUCAUGUAAAUUAAAAUCAACUAUAAAACGUUCAAAAUUAAAUGGUUAUUAUGAUAAACAAUCAUAUAGUGAAUUAAGUAAAGUGAUUACUCAUUUAGCUAUAAGUAUUAUGUUUACUUGUUUAUCAAUUCCAUUAGUUGCAUUAAUGAUAUUACGACAAAAAGUACAUUUUAAUAAUUAUGAAUUAAUUUAUCCAAUUUAUGCAUAUAAAAUUAUACAAUUAUCAAAAUUAUUUAGUUCUGUUGAUUCAUUUAAUCAUGCAUUUGAUUUUUUUUUAUAUUGGGCAUUUUUACCAGUAUUUAGACAAACAUUAUAUAAAUUAAUUACAAAUAUCUGUUCAAAAAUAUUAUGUAAUUGUAAUAAAAAGAGAAGAAUUAAUCAUAAUGAUAAUAAUAAUAUCAAUAAUAUGAAUAUUGGUACAAACAGUAAUGCUAAUAUUAUAGUAAAUAAUAAUCGUAAUCAUAGAUUCAUCAACAGUCAGAAUAACAAUAUUACUAAUAACAAUAAUAAUAAUAAUAAUCAUUAUAACUAUGAUUUAUCUGACUUACCUUGUUACUCAUACUUGGACUUUCCUCUAGGAUAUAUUGAUUUUUCUCAUUGCAGUGGUCGUUGCUCUCCUCAUAGUCUUUAUUAUUAUCAACAUUAUCGUACUCACCGUCAUCGUCGUCAUCAUCAUCAUCAUUACCAGUAUCAUCAACCCCAUGAUCAAUAUUACCAGAAACGUCAACAAAAAUCUUAUCAAUUGGAAUAUAGUAAACAAUUAAGUUUUCAUUGUAAGGAAGAACUUCAUGACAAACAUUUCCAAAAUGAACAACAAUAUCAAACAAAAAUAUCUAGAUAAUCUUAUAUUCUUGUGUUAAUUAACAGAUAUAGAUACAUAGAUGCACAUACAUCCUUCAUUUUGAUUUAUCACACAGAUUGUUUUCCUCAUUGUGACUGUAUUUCAUAGCAAUUAACUCUGUAUUACCUAUAUGUGGUACGGUGAAUUGAUGUAAUGAAGAAAAAAAGAUGUUUCGUUCUUUAUUUUUCCUCUAAUGGAUCAAAUCAAAUCUUAUCGUACAUUGU